Messenger RNA from Malus domestica (apple), 1297 nucleotides. RefSeq names its product GEM-like protein 1. The record is from RefSeq and is a predicted model, not a curated record. NCBI's taxonomy places the organism in Eukaryota, Viridiplantae, Streptophyta, Magnoliopsida, Rosales, Rosaceae.
CAAGUUCACCUCUUUACAAACUGUCCAAAACCAAAAUCCCAAAUAAAUCUUGUCGCGCCAGUGGUCUUCUCGCAGACUCCGCCGCCGAACAAGCCGUUUGAAUUCCCCAACAAGACAAAGAUUCCAGUGUCCCAAUCACUACAAAAUGAGCGACCACAAGGUGGCAGCAGCACCGCCUGCACCUGAUCACCCGCCACCACCAUCUCACUCCGAAGACUACGCUCCGUACCCUAAGGUCGAUCUCAACGACGUCGCUCCGCCUCCCCACUCUGAAACUUGGACCUCCGUCUCCAUCGCCUCUGAAACGCCUCCGCUCCCGAAGUCGGAGGGCCCGCCGGUGCAGCCGCCUGUUCCGCCGCCGGUGGUUCACGCCGAGGCUCGCGCUCCGAUCCCCGGCAACGCCGCCACCUCCAUGCCGGCGGAGUCCAAUCCCUACGUCGCCACUCCUGCGCCGCCUCCCCCCUCCUCCGUCAAGAAAUCGAUGGAUUCAGUGAAAGAUGCUCUCGGAAAAUGGGGAAAGAAGGCUGCGGAGGCCACCAAGAAGGCCGAGGAUCUUGCUGGCAACAUGUGGCAACACUUGAAAACGGGACCCAGUUUUGCUGAUGCCGCUGUGACAAGAAUUGCUCAGAGCACAAAAGUACUUGCAGAAGGUGGUUAUGAGAAGAUCUUUCGACACAAUUUUGAGACUGUCCCAGAGGAGCAACUUCUAAAGACAUUUGCUUGCUACCUAUCCACAUCUGCUGGCCCAGUAAUGGGAAUUUUAUAUUUGUCAUCAGCUAAGCUUGCAUUUUGCAGUGACGAUCCCCUUUCAUACACAGUUGGUGACCGGACUGAAUGGAGCUAUUAUAAGGUGAUUAUUCCAUUACAUCAGCUGAAGGCAGUCAAUCCAUCAACGAGCAAAGUGAAAGCAGCUGAAAAGUACAUCCAGGUCGUCUCUGUUGACAACCAUGAGUUUUGGUUCAUGAGCUUUGUGCACUACGAUAGUGCUGUGAAACAUCUUCAAGAAGCGCUGCAGCCGCAUCCUCAUCCCCACAGCGUAUGAGUGUAAGCAAGAGGAAAUCAUGUAUGGAGAUGAAUUAUCCUUCGGAAUAUGGAAUCCAUGAGCUAUAAUGUGGAUGGUGUAUGUAUUUUUGUUCGGUUCGUGGAAUUGCUGUGCUAUAUUUCUUGUCGGAAACCACAGAUUGCAACUUUUCUUUUCCGUUGUAGCGAUUUAUGGUAUUUGGGACGUCGGAGGUUUAGUGGAGUCUAUAUUUGUUGUAAAUGACAUUUGUGAUUAUAUAAUCUUUUUUGAGUGAUA